Messenger RNA from Kockovaella imperatae, 1411 nucleotides. RefSeq names its product membrane dipeptidase-domain-containing protein. The record is from RefSeq and is a predicted model, not a curated record. Gene Ontology annotation, biological process: proteolysis. The coding region runs from base 54 to 1346 and encodes 430 amino acids. Gene Ontology annotation, molecular function: metallodipeptidase activity. The transcript has 12 exons. Lineage: Eukaryota; Fungi; Basidiomycota; Tremellomycetes; Tremellales; Cuniculitremaceae.
CUUGACUUUCUCUCUCUCUUUCAGCUUGGAGCUGUCGCGGCUUGACUCUGAGCAUGUCAUCCCAGCCGCUCCUCCCCAGCAACCACCCGGAGCACAUCGCUUCUGUGAUUGCAUCCAAGCGGCGGAUCCUCUUCACUACUAUCCUCACGACUGUGCUUCUGAUAGCCGGUAUCAUCUUUGUUUCUGUCAAGGGCGAGGGCGUACCCAGCUCGAAAGAUCCUCUCAAACUUGCAAACUACUAUCUUAAGAGCUCUCCUGUCAUCGAUGGACACAUCGACUUGCCCAUAUUUGCCAGAGCGGGGUUCGGCAACAACAUUGAUAAUAUGGAUCUCUAUGGAGAUUUGAAGAACCGCUACGGUCUGAUAUCCCACCUCAACAUCCCAAAGGCCAGAAAAGGUCACUUAGGAGGAUUCUUCUGGUCUAUCUAUAUAGAUUGCCCCAAAGACGCUGGGCCGGAUUUCUUGACUCCUUACAAUGGUCCCCGAGAUACGCUCGAACAGAUUGAUGUUGCUAUGAACCUGAUGGAUAAAUACUCUGAUGUGUUCCAACUUUGCAAGACUGCAGAUGAGGUUAUGGAAGCCGUUGCCAGUGGCAAAAUCGCAUCCUUGAUGGGGAUGGAGGGAGCUCACUCGCUCGGCAACUCCCUCGGAGCUCUGCGAAUGUUCCACGCGCUCGGAGUUCGAUACAUGACCUUGACGCAUGGCUGUAACAAUGCUUUCGCAGACUCCGGAGGAAUCUUCCAGCCGGUGACUCCACACUGGGGAGGUCUGUCGGAUCUUGGAAAAGACUUGAUCUUCGAGAUGAAUCGACUUGGAGUCUUCAUUGAUCUCAGCCAUGUCUCAGAUCAGACCGCUCUUGAUGCUCUGUCCAUCACUCGUGCUCCCGUCAUUCUCUCCCAUUCGUGCGCCCGAGCCUUCAAUAACAUUUCACGGAACGUUCCAGAUGAGGUCCUCAGCAAGCUCGGCAGAGGCAAGCACAAGGUCGAUGGUGUCGUCAUGGUCAACUUCUUGCCCACCUUUGCCGCUCCAGGAGGAGUGGGUGUGGACGUCAAGACUAUUGCAGAUCACGUGGAAUACAUCGCUAGCAAGACCAGUAGAGAUCACGUGGGUAUCGGAAGUGACUUUGAUGGCAUCGACGCAGUACCCCGUGGUCUCGAGGAUGUUUCGAUGUAUCCUAACUUGUUCGCCGAGCUUAUCACUCGAGGAUGGAAGCAGGAUGAGCUUGCGGGUCUGGCAGGAGGCAAUCUGCUGCGUGCUAUGCGCGGAAUGGAAGCCACGAGCCUCAAGAUGAAGCAGGAGGGAAAGAAGCCCAGUAUGGCAGUUUAUGCGAAGCGAACAGACUUAUAACUCUGGACUGUUGGGAAACUCUGCAGGGAUAGGGGCAUGCAAAAUUAGUCGGCUCCAGAGAAGCA